Chanos chanos (milkfish) is the source of this 1278-nucleotide messenger RNA. RefSeq names its product matrix metallopeptidase 30 (gene mmp30). The coding region runs from base 16 to 1278 and encodes 420 amino acids. NCBI's taxonomy places the organism in Eukaryota, Metazoa, Chordata, Actinopteri, Gonorynchiformes, Chanidae. Gene Ontology annotation, biological process: extracellular matrix organization; proteolysis; collagen catabolic process. The transcript has 9 exons. The record is from RefSeq and is a predicted model, not a curated record. Gene Ontology annotation, molecular function: zinc ion binding; metalloendopeptidase activity. Gene Ontology annotation, cellular component: extracellular matrix.
GAGGAUCUGAAAAAGAUGCAGGAAUUCUUUGGCCUGGAGGUGACUGGAAGACUGGACACAAACACUAUCGAGGUGAUGAAAAAACCCCGGUGUGGAGUAACAGAUGUGGCCAGAUACGGUCAUUUCUACGGCAAACCCAGAUGGAAAAAGAACACAGUUACAUACAGAAUAACAGAGUACACCUCUGACCUGAGCCGGAGGGAAGUGGAUGCCACCAUUGCCCAGGCCUUUAAGCUGUACAGCGAUGUCAUACCUCUGGACUUCAAACAGAUUUACAGUGGGACUGCUGAUAUAAUGAUUCUGUUCAAAGCCAGAUAUCACGGAGACUUUUAUCCGUUUGACGGGCCCAGCGGUGUCUUAGCUCAUGCUAACUCACCAGGUCCAGAUCAAGGAGGAGACACACACUUUGAUGAAGAUGAAAAAUGGACUCUGAGUGCAAGAGGAGUAAACUUGCUGUUGGUGGCUGCCCAUGAGUUUGGCCAUGCUCUGGGACUGGACCAUUCACGAGACCCCUCUGCUCUAAUGUACCCCACUUACCAAUACGUGAACACAAACGGAUACAGACUACCCCGUGAUGAUCGACUGGGAGUCCAGGCUCUUUAUGGUGUUCGCACACCUACCAACCCUGAUCCAGUACCCAAGCCUGACCCAAGACCUGAGCCAAAACCAGAACCCAGGCCAGAUCCCAAACCAGGUCCUCCACCAGAGCGGUGUAACCGUGACCUUGUGUUUGAUGCUGCAACCAGCAUAAGGGGUGAACUUUAUUUCUUUAAAAAAGGAUAUUACUGGAAGAAGAGUGGCUCCUUCAGAGGAGUACAGCUGCAAACUAUAAAAUCCACUUGGUCGUCAGUCAACUAUGUCGAUGCAGCCUACGAGUUUAAGGCCAGAGACGUCGCCUACUUUUUCCAUGGCCGACAGUACUGGGCGGUCAGAGGGACCACGGCUUUACCCGGCUACCCUAAGCCCAUCUCCAACUUUGGCUUUCCGUCAUCGGUGAAAAGUAUCGAUUCUGCCGUUCAUAUCGCAUCCACCGGCCGCACUUUGUUCUUCGUUGGAAGGAAAUACUGGAGUUUCAACGAGAGAACUGGGAGAAUGGACAGUACUUCCCCAAGCUCGAUUCGUCGAGAUUUCCGUGGCAUUGGGUCGAAAGUAGAUGCUGCUUUUGAGAAUUAUGGUUUCUUGUAUUUCUCGGAUGGCGCCAGACAAACAGAAUACCACUACGACACAAGAAGAGUGAGACGUGUUCUUUUGAACUAUGGUUGGCUGGAUUGCUAUUAG